Molecule: messenger RNA, 1024 nt
Organism: Acanthoscelides obtectus
Lineage: Eukaryota; Metazoa; Arthropoda; Insecta; Coleoptera; Chrysomelidae
Source: the annotation of a GenBank genome assembly
AUGACUAGUGAUCUCAAAAAGGUUAACCGUGAAUUAUUGGAAGAUGUUAUUCGAGAAUAUCAAAAUCAGCCAUGUCUUUGGCACGUUAAAUCCAAAGAUUAUCAUAACAAAGCAAAGAGGGAUGCAGUGUACAGAAGAUUAUUACAAAAAUAUAGGUUAAUUGAUGUUAAUGCCGACAAGAAUGCAGUUGUUAAAAAGAUAAACUAUUUCCGGACUAAUUAUAGAAGAGAAAAGAAAAAAGUUGAAGAUGCAGAACACUCUGGAAUGGGUGUAGAUGAACGUUAUGAGCCCACACUCUGUUACUACCACCUGUUUCACUUUUUAGGAGAUCAAGAAACACCUAGAAAAUCAGUAUCUAACUUGAACGAGACAGAGGAAGAAGUUGAAGCCCAACCAACUGAAAAUUCUAUAGAAAGUUUAGACCAACCCAUUGAGGAGGAUGAGUCAACAACACAUGAUGAUACUGGCUGUCAAACAACUGAGGCCACACAAUCCACCCCCAAAAAAAAAGCACCAUUUCCCGACCACCUAAACGCAUAAUUGACAAAUGUGAUUCUGUGUUGGACGCAAUUGAAGGCCACUUUAAAAACCUUAAAUGAAGAUAGACAUGACAUUUUUGGGAAAAACGUCGCUCUGAAAAUGAGAGACAUAACAAACAAUAUUCAGAGAUUGUUGGCAGAAAAAAUGAUUAACGAUACAUUAUUCAUAGCAGAAAUGGCUCAGUUGACUCCGUCCCAUCACAUUUGUGGUGAAACUAACAAUACAUAUUCUACAGAUUGUCCUUCACCUCAACAAUUAAAUACCAAUUACUCCCAUUUCCCCUCAACUUUUCCUCAAUCUCAGGUACAUUAUGAAACUCUUUCUCCAGUAACCUCCAAUGAUAAUUCCAAUCAUUCUAUCGCGUCCUAUAUUUCAAAUUUUAGCGAUGCUUAAUGUUAUUUUGUAAUAGUUUAUUAUGCUCAUGUACCUACUUUUUGUAAAUCUUUUCGUCAAAAAAAUAAUAAAUAACUUAGUUUAAAUAGUC